CCAUUUUGAAGUUGGCAGCGACCUCACUGUUGAGAAUGGCAUGUUGGGAACUGGGGGUGGUGAGCAUCCCCCAAGAGCUACAGAUAGAAUAUCAUCAAGAGCUGACUUUAACAAAAGAAGAAAUAAUCCUCAGUAUGAAAUGCCCUUAUGCUUGGCUCUCUUCAAGUGGGCAUCUUAGUCAGCAAUCCCCUACUUACCUCUCUACAGCUACCUUCUCCACAGGUGCUUUGGAAAUCCCCUCUACUGUGAGGUCUUAUGCCAGGACCUUCUCUCUAAAGAUAUUUUGCUCUUUCAUGACCUACAAAAGGUGGAGGAGAACAGCAAGUGGGAGAACCUCUCAGCCAAUGCCGUGAAAUCCACAAUGUAUGGUAUUUUUCCUGCUGGCUCUGCAGAAGACCAUGAACUUUAUAUCUGCACAGUCAAGGAUGAUGUGAACUUGGAUACAGUGCUUCUCCCACCAUUAUUAAAAGAAAUAGCAGUAAACCAGUUAGAUCAAUUGAGCCCAGCGGAGCAGCUGCUGGUUAAGUGUGCUGCAGUCAUUGGUCACUCCUUCCACAUAGAUCUGGUGCAACACCUCCUGCCUGGCUGGAAUAAAAAUAAGCUACUUCAGGUGUUGAGGGCUCUUGUGGAUAUACAUGUGCUCUGCUGGAUCAACAAGAGUCAAGAGCUUCCUGCUGACUCAAUAAUAGUGCCUUCCUCGAUCAAGAUUAUUGAACAAAUCAAAGAGAAGAAGAAAAAGUCAGAUGCUGACUCUCCUCUCAGUCUGCAAGAGGAACUAUCCCUACCUCAAACAGAGGUGCUAGAAUUUGGAGUGCCACUAAUACGGGAAGCUGCUUGGGAGCUGUGGCCCAAGGCGCAGCAGAUAGCCCUGCACCUUGAAUGUGCCUACUUUCUCCGCAAUUUGGCCUGCCGCUGUGGGAGCUGUCAUGGUGGGGACUUUGUCCCCUUCCACCGUUUUGCCGUCUGUUCUACUAAGAGCUGCAAUGGGACCUCCCGAUUCUGUAGUUACAAAGAUACUGGCUCAGUACUAACACAAGUGAUCACAGACAAAUUGCAGCUGCCUUCUCCCCAAGACAGUUUUCAGUUCCAGACAAAAUCAUUCAGAAGUCAGGAGGCCUUCACAAGUGAACACUGCAGAACAGAGGAAGAGUUCCUGGAUCAAGUGAACAGGAAGCUGUUUCAGGCCAGCCCCAAGAAAGACAUGUUGACCUCCAGGCCCUGUCACUGUGAGGAUAUCCUGAAGUUAGUGCUCUCACCACUCACCCACCACUGCCUGGUCAUUGGAGAAACCACAUGUGCAUUUUAUUACCUGCUGGAGGCUGCUGCUGCCUCCUUGGAUCUAUCAGAGAAUUACAUGGCCUUCCUUUAUUUGAAGAAGGCAAGCAGUCUUCUGGGACAGCCCUCAGCAUUCUCAUUUUUGAAAAAGCACAAGGUGAAGAUCUGUCAGUUUGAGGAGGCCACUUUCUGCUGUCUUCGGUCAGAGGUCUGUUUCAACAUGGGACAGAUCACCUUGGCCAAAAAAUUGGCCAGGCAAGCCCUUCGACUGCUGAAAAGGAAUUUCCCUUGGACCUGGUUUGGUGUCCUUUUCCAAACAUUCCUAGAAAAAUAUUGGCGUUCCUGUUCCCUAAGCCAACCUCCAAACAACCCCAGUGAGAACAAGAAGAAGCUGGCAGUCCUGCAGCAGCAGGUACACUGCCUCUCCCUGCUCUGGCAGCUCUAUAACCUGGAGACCACAGCCAGCAGCCACAGGUUUGCCUGCCUCGCCACUCUUAUGCAGAAGAAUUCUGCUGAGGAGUUUGCAAAUGAAGCCCAGGUUGUCUCUACCUAUGUGGCCCUAUCCCAGUUCUCCCAGAAUACGGGUGACAGGGACAAGUGGCUGCACUGUGAGCAGAUGGCCAUUCAGAAAAGCAGCCUAUGCUGGUUCUCCAGGGAGGGAUUGCUGGCCACGGCCCAGCUCAUGCAGGCCUUGGCCUACACCAAGCUCUGCCUCGGCCAUCUGGACCUCUCCAUCAAGCUGGGUUUUCAAGCUCAUGAGAUAUGCAGACACCUCAAGAAACCAGCUCUGGAGAAUCUGGUUCUCUCAGUUCUCUUCAGAUCUGCAUUUCUGAAGAAGAAAUUUGAUCUGUGUGUCCAUGUGCUGGAGUGUCAGUGGGUGCUCAUUUCCCAUGGUCAUGACGUCCUUGGCCUGGCCUGCUUCUAUUCUGCUUGCUUAGAUCUGCUGCUCUACGGAGAAGGAUUGCUGUGUCGGCCCUUUGGCGAGUGUCUGCAUUUCAUUCAACACUGUGAGCACAGCUGCAUUCUAAACUCUCAGAGUAAUGUCAUGCUGGGGGUCCACUCAUCUCUGGCCAUGUGGUUUGCCCAGGACUCCCAGUGGAAUCUCUUUGAGCACCACUUCUCCAAGGCUCGCCAUUUGGUGAAAAGAACCAAUGCCUCACUAUUUGGUUCACAUGGCUUUGUCCGAUUCCUGGAGUGCCAUGUGCUAAUGUUACAAAAAAUGCCAGACAGUGUCUUCAUGCACACUCUGCCAGAGACGUGCAGCCAAACCCUCAAGUACUGUAAGGAGUUCUUCUCUCGGUGUGUGACCUGCCCAGUCUAUCACCAGUGGGUCUCUGAGCUUAAAGCCUCUGUAAUGAGAUAUGGAAAGAGAGAAUCCAUGUCCUCAACUAACAUCAUCAGACCUUUUGACACCUGCUUGGCCAGGAUUUGGAUAGAGGGAGAAUACCUGGAGGAAAACCACUCCUUUGGAGGACAUUUAGGAAUACAGAGAUUUGACAGAAUGGCUGAUGUCAAGGAGAAUAAGAACGAAGAAGAAAUUCAAGAAUGUACAUGUUAAAAAAAAAGCCAUCUGAAGGGACCAUGGUUUUCUUGUUGUAUAUAAC
Messenger RNA from Nyctereutes procyonoides (raccoon dog), 2879 nucleotides. RefSeq names its product adenylate cyclase type 10-like. The record is from RefSeq and is a predicted model, not a curated record. The transcript is spliced from 17 exons. Bases 362 to 2833 code for a protein of 823 amino acids. Lineage: Eukaryota; Metazoa; Chordata; Mammalia; Carnivora; Canidae. Gene Ontology annotation, molecular function: adenylate cyclase activity. Gene Ontology annotation, cellular component: cytoplasm.